AUGCCGGCUUUCCCUCGGCGUGCUGCUUCUGAAGCGGAAAACUUAGAGCCGGAAGAAUGCAAGCUAGACCCGGCUUCACUUGCCGGCAUGCUUGAAGCUGAUGUCCGCGUUCGAAACCGCCUUCGGUACAGAGAGGAGGGAAAGCUUCUUAGGUGGAUGAAAAAUGAAAAGGGUAAUGAUGUGGUUGGGCAAUUGGCGAUGCCCAUCAUUGCCAUGAAUGUGAGGGUGCUUACUAUCCUAGCUCGAUACUGGUGCCCGAAAGCCAAGAAGGUGGCCAAGUCCCCUAGCAUCCAUUUGGUCAGAAAAGAGGCGAGGCUUUACUUUUGCACGCAGGUCCUUGAAUUGAAAGCUGCGUGCGGCUUCAAGCUUGAUUCCGCCCUUCUAGAGGCUGACCCAGCAGUCAAUGAGUUCUACGAGGAGUUGUUCGAACACUGGCGUCCUAAGGCGAAGCCGGUGCUGAUUGACUUGGAGAAGGAGGAUGACAGUGACAACGGGAUGGACCUGAGUGGGUUGUUUUCGGUGAAGGGUGAGGAGGAAGAAGAAGAAAGUGGGGGGAAUGAGAAUUCAUAUGCGUUGAUGGACCCUUACUUCACCCAAAUGAUGCCUGAUGAUGAGCUUUUGCUAGCUUUGGGCAGUGAACCAAUUGAGACUGGUGAGGGCGAGGGUGUUCACGCAGAGCAAGGCAAACAUGAGGACAAGGUUGAAUGUGAUGGUUUGGAGAAACCUCUUGAUCCACCUGGUGCAGUUGGGGUUGAGGGAAAGAGCCCAGCCAAACCCCAUGUUGAGCAACCGGAACCAGUGGGAUGUAUCUCUACCACACCAAAGGCUUCAGUUACCAAAGUCCCAUUCACCCCGGCGAAAGAGAUCUCCAACAAAGACCUUGAUGAAAAGAUUGCAAGCUUGAAGCGGCGGCUUGCAACGAAGAAGCCUCAGCCUGCCCAACCUUGUGCAAUGGAUGCUGUGGACACCCUGGCGUUCGAUGCGACUCAAGUGGCUUCUGACAUGCAGGAGGCUGGUGCUCCGAUUUGGGUUGAGGAUACACAAUCUGAUGGUGAUGGGCCUGGGGCAGUGUGCAGGUCUUUGGCAGCAGAUUUCAGCAGUGCCAUGUUUUCUGAAGAAGGUGAUCGAAAGGACCGCUUGGAUGCCAUGGAAGUUCCCAUACUCCAGAACCCGACGGGGGAGGUGGAUGAUCAAGGUUCUGACCAAAGGGUGGAGGAUGAAAACGAAAUGAAUGAUCAGCAGGUGGAGGCUGAUUUGGGUGGUGAGCACAUGGAGGCUGAAAAGAAUGAAGUGGGUGGUGAACAGGUGGGUACUGAGCAGGCGGAGGAUGUGAAAAUAGAGGCUGAGAAAAACGAAACGGGUGGUGAGGACAUGGAGGCUGAUGACAUUGGGAUGGGUGGUGGCGAGGUUGAGAAUGGAAAAGUUACAGCCGUUGGUGAACAGGUGGAGGAUGAGAAAGCGGAGAUGAUGAAUGAGGAGGUGGAGGAUGAUGAAGAAGAGAUGGCCCAACAGCUGUCUCAAAAGGAUUGUGACAUGGAGGAGGAGGAGGAGGAGGAACGAGAACCUGAAAAGUCAGUGGAUGACGAUGAACCUGUGGCUACUGACCUGGACCCCCUUAGCAAAACAAAGGAAACACAGCCUGACGUUGAAACCGGUGAGCCCCCCAUGGUUCGGCGGGUAGAACAGUGGCAGCAGAAACCAAAGGCAAAGGCCAAGGCCAAGGCAGGGCCUAAGGCCAAGGCAAAGGCCAAAGCAAAGAGCAAGGUGCAAGGGAAAGGCAAGGAAGCAAAAAGCAAGAAGAACAGUAAGAGAAAAGCAGAGGAGACUGUUGAAGUUUUGGCCUCAGGAGAGGAAGGUGAGGUUCCUGAGGAAGAGGUGGCAAAACCUUCGCAGAGAAAGCGUGUUGCAAGAAAGGCCCGAGCCAAGUCUGCAGCCAAAACAGAGCCAUCCGGCAGCAAUGAGCAUUCGGCCAAAGCCUCUGACAGCAAGGAAAACAAGGAGCCCCCCAUCAAAUACAAGCCAGUCACUGAGGAAGGUAAGGCUGACAUAGAAGAAGCUUUCAACUGGGAGGAAGGGAAUGGGAAGGGUCAGGCUGGUGAGGAAUGUGAGAGCGUUGCUGGGUCUGAUUUGGGUGAACAUGAGAAUCAGGAACCAGAACCAAACACUGACAAGAAAAAGAACGACUUGCAGUCUUUCGCCCGUCGCCCGCCCCCAAAGACUUCACCAUCAAGGGACAGGUGGUUGGUUAUCCGGGACGUUUUCAACGAGCAUUUGGUGCCUGCUUUGAAGUUGGUGGGAUUUCCGAUCUACAAAUGGGAGGUUGAAUGGUGGGAGUGGGCUAUGGACAAGUUGACUGAGGACAGCGUGAGCAACGAGAAUCUACGCGGCUUGGGUGGUGAUGCCAUCGCUGAGAAGUUGAAGCCUGUGGCCAUGCACCAACUGAGGGAGUUCUGUCGCGACUCUUGCAUUCCCACGGAAGAGUGGCCAAACCUGGAAUGA
Messenger RNA from Cladocopium goreaui, 2499 nucleotides. The record is from the annotation of a GenBank genome assembly. NCBI's taxonomy places the organism in Eukaryota, Dinophyceae, Suessiales, Symbiodiniaceae.